AUGCGCCGGGCCACUGCGACCGGCCUGCGGUGGACAGUCUUUCCCUAUGCUGAGCUGAAUACCUUUUGGUUGACACUUUGCUCCUUUGAUUCUGUGCUUCAUAUUAUCAACUUCUGGCUUCCUGCUUGGUUGACAGAUGUUGUCAACGACAAUGUGAUGACCCAUCAUUUCUGGGUGAAGGAUCGCCGUACAAGACAACUCGGCAAGCUCUAUGUGGUAGCAACUCCAGAUAACCUGUGUUGCCAUGUUGCAGAUGCGGCGGUGAUAUCCCAAAUAUGUAGCUCCCGAUCCGGCUUUCCGAAGCCACUGGAGGUGUACGGAUCAAUGAUGCUAUACGGGCCGAAUGUGGUUGCGACUGAAGGUAAAGAAUGGACUCGCCAUCGGCGGCACACGAUUGCUGCUUUUGGUGAAAAUACCAUCGCAACUGUUUGGCAGGAAACUGUUCGACAGACCACGCAGAUGUUAGACCACUGGUGCAAAAAGUAUACCAUGGGAACGACACUUCAGCUGAGUCCAAAAGAUGACAUUCUGAAGCUCACAUUGAAUGUGCUCUGUGCAGCUGGAUUUGGGGUGCAGUUGCCUUUCCAAGCAACCUCCAAAGCAGAUGACAGCAGCAUAUCAACUAUGUUCCGUGACACAGCACACCCCCUUCCUGGCUUUCAGUUCACGCUGCGCGCCGUCAUGGAGUACAUGAUGGGCCACUGGAAUUCAAUUUUCAUGGCAAAUACAAUGCUUCCUACAUGGAUGCCUCGGGCACUUGUACCUUUCUUCAAGGAUGACUUUGCCGCCUACGACGAUUUGGGCAAAUACAUGAAUGCCAUGAUAGCACAAGCCAAUCAAGACAUACCAAAGGAAGGGCUCAGUGCACGAGGACAGAAUGUACUGCAAGGCCUUGUGCGCGCACAGAACUUGGUAGACGACGAAGAUGAAUCGAAGAAAAGCUCGCUAACACGGGGGGCUACCAUUCGUUUCGCUCUGGUAUUGUUGGCCCUGCACCAAGAUAUACAGGAAUGGAUGUACGAAGGGAUCUGCAACGCCAUGGAUGGUAACCCUACCAGCCUAAAUGAAUGGGAUUACGCAACCAUGUAUCCUCAGUUGGUGGCACCCCUAUGUGUGAUGCUCGAGACGAUGCGAAUGUACCCGCCUGCACCAGUCAUUCUCAGGACGACUGCGCAGGAUGCGGAGCCGCUGCAGCACGAAGGAGGAGCCGUUAUGCUCCCCCCAGGUAGCCACGUCUGUUUCAACAUCACCAGUCUUCAUUACAAUACUGAAUAUUGGGGCCCCGAUGCUUCAAAGUUUGAGCCUUCUCGUUGGGACCGACGAAAUCGAGACAGCUUCUUGGCACAGAAUGAGGAUCGACCUGGAAACGUUGCUGCCGGCCUGGAGUAUCCAACAAUACACAGACCAAUCCGUGGGUCAUACAUUCCCUUCAGCGACGGGCUGCGUGCGUGCUUGGGCAAAAAGUUUGCGCAAGUCGAGUUCGUUGCCUUCCUCGCUGUGAUAUUUUCUCGAUAUAGGGUAGAUUUUGCUUGUGCGCCGGGGCAAAAGAAGGAAGCUCAUGAAAAGGCAAAGAAGGCGUUGGAGGAGAGCAUUUGCGCUGCUUUGGCGUUGGACAUGACGGUUGAAAUUCCUUUAUCUUUCACACCCAGGACAUAA
Messenger RNA from Penicillium chermesinum, 1656 nucleotides. RefSeq names its product cytochrome P450. The transcript is spliced from 4 exons. Gene Ontology annotation, molecular function: iron ion binding; monooxygenase activity; heme binding. The record is from RefSeq and is a predicted model, not a curated record. The coding region runs from base 1 to 1656 and encodes 551 amino acids. Lineage: Eukaryota; Fungi; Ascomycota; Eurotiomycetes; Eurotiales; Aspergillaceae.